AUGGGUGGCCACCACAGCAAAAAGAAAAAGAGCGUCAAUCUUAACUUAGAAUGAUGCAAAAUUGCAGUUGUUGAUGACAUGUUUUACAAUGUCAAAGACCCAAUUCAGAAUCUCCACAAUGUUUCUAAGUCGCUUAAAAGAGCUAUAAAGUACUUCACGAGAGCUACAGGAGCUCAUGUGAUAAAGCAUCAAACUCUUAGUGAUGCGAUCACAAUGAUGCUUUAUUGUUUUUCAGCUUCAACUGAUGGGGAUUUUGAAAAAAUUCAUCUGAGGCUUGUUGACUAUAAACCGUAUAUUGAAGUAGAUAAACAAGGUUUAAAGAGCGAUCAUUAUUCAAUCGUCGACAGAUGGAACGAUCUUGUUGAAACCUUAGAAACGGCACCUAACAGACUUGAAGAACUGAGACCUCAACUUAAUGAUAUCAUUGAAAGAAUCCCAAACUUCCCUGAAGAGGCUAAAAGCGGCAUGGAAAGUCUUGGUCCUAUGGACAAACUAAAAGCCACUAAAUGUAUAGCGGUUAAUUGCAGCAGGUUAUCUGGGGUAAAAAAGGUCUUGGAAGAAACUAAAGAAGUUAUCGAAAAUUUGAACACUGCCAUUAAAGGACUCUCAGAAAGAUUUGCUACUGAAGAAAUGGCAAAAACCCAUGUUGUAGGCAAAGCAGCUUUUGCGGCAAAUACUUUUGAGCCAAUCAAAAUUUGUGCGAAGUUCUGGACUGAUAAAAAGAAAGUCGACUUAAAGCUCGAUAAAAAGAAAAAGAAAUCCAAGCAUUAA
Molecule: messenger RNA, 771 nt
Organism: Blepharisma stoltei
Lineage: Eukaryota; Ciliophora; Heterotrichea; Heterotrichida; Blepharismidae
Source: the annotation of a GenBank genome assembly